ACGGGGCCCUGCAAACGCCUGCAGCCGGGGCCACACUCACACUGCCCUCCCCACUGCUCCUGCUGUAGACAUUGGCUGCAGCCCAGGCUCCUCCAAGGGGCUCUAAAGCGGCGUGGGCCUGGGCUAGGCCGGCUCCGAUGGCUCUGGAUCUCUACGAGACGCCUGCUCGGAAGCUGGAUAAGUUCAUUUUCGACGCUCUGCAGCCCGACAGCACGUUCCUGCGCCAGGCUGGCCAAGCCAUCGACACGAUCUGUGAGUUCCUGAAAAGAAACUGCUUCGCCGACCGCCCCCCGCCCCGCAUCAAGGUGCUGAAGGUUGUGAAGGGUGGCUCCUUGGGCAAAGGCACGUCCCUGAAAGGCGGUUCCGAUGCCGACCUCGUGGUGUUCCUCAACUGCUUCAAAGGGUACGACGACCAGGAGACGAACCGGGCCGGGAUCAUCAAGGAGAUCGAGAGGAUGCUGGAGAAGUGCCAGCAGCAGAGGCACUUCGAGGUGUUCAUUGAGCAGUCCCGGUGGCCGAACCCCCGUGUGCUGAGCUUCAUGAUGAGUUCCAAGACGCUCAAUGAAUCCAUCGAGUUUGACGUGCUCCCAGCCUACAACGCCCUGUCCUCGGGUGCCAAGCCUCCCUCCCAGGUGUACGAGGAGCUGAUCCAGAGCUGCUCCCGGGGGGGCGAGUUCUCCACCUGCUUCACCGAGCUGCAGCGGGAUUUCGUGGUGGAUCGCCGCACCAAAGUGAAAAGCCUGAUCCGCCUGGUGAAAUACUGGUACAAGCAGCAUGUCCGUCCAUACAAAAAGUACCUGGGAAAGGGGGAAUCCCUGCCCCCCCAGUACGCGCUGGAGCUCCUGUCUGUCUACGCAUGGGAGCAGGGCAGCAGGGAUCGAGCUUUCGACAUGGCCGAGGGCUUCCGGACGGUGCUGGAGCUGAUCCGGCAGUACAAGCAGCUCUGUGUCUAUUGGACCAUCAACUACAACUUUGCGGACGAGGUCCUGGCAGGGUUCCUGCACCACCAGCUCCAGAAAGCCAGGCCCAUCAUCCUGGACCCGGCAGAUCCGACGGGGAUCGUGGGGGAGGGGAGCCGCUGGGACCUGGUGGCACAGGAGGCUGAGUGCUGCUGUCACCAGCAAUGCUGCAUGGACCUCUACGGCGUUCCUGUGCAGCCCUGGGACGUGUCGGCAGCCCCUGUUGUCUCCUCACCACCACCAGUCAUGGGGCUCUACCAGACACCAGCUGAGGAACUCGAUACAUUCAUCAGCAACGACCUGCAGCCCAACAGAGUUUUCAAGAACCAGAUCAGCACAGCCAUUCACACCAUCUUCCUAUUUCUGACCCAAAACUGCUUCAGAAACUCCGGCUCUGCAAUGCGGGUGCUGAAGGUGGUUAAGGCCGGCUCAUCGGGGAAGGGCACGGCCCUGAAAGACGUCUCCGAUGUGGACCUCGUCGUGUUUGUCAGCUCGAUUACGGAUUUCCGGGCCCUGAAAGCAGAACGGAAAAAAAUCAUUGCUGAAAUCCAGACAAGGCUGGAGGAAUGCAGAGAGUCCCUGGGAAAAGACCUAGAGCUGAGCAUUAAGAAAACAAAGUGGGAGAACCCCCGUGUGCUCACUUUUACCCUAAAAUCGAAUACCAUGGGUGAACGUAUUGAUUUUGACGUGCUGCCGGCUUUCGACGCUCUAGGCCAGCUGUACAGAGGCUAUAAACCCGACCCCCAGGUGUACAUCAGGCUGACGGAGAGCGAUCCCGAAGGGAGCGAGUUCUCCCCCUGCUUCACCGAGCUGCAGAGGAAUUUCGUCAUGGCUCUCCCCACCAAACUGAAGAGUCUGAUCCGCCUGGUGAAACGCUGGUACAAACAGUACGUCCUUCCCCACAAAAAGAAGCUGGGGGGGAAAGAGUCCCUGCCCCCCCAGUACGCGCUGGAGCUCCUGUCUGUCUACGCCUGGGAGAGAGGGGGCAGGGAUCCAGCCUUCAACAUGGCCGAGGGCUUCCGGACGGUGCUGGAGCUGAUCCGGCAGCACGCCAAGCUCUGUGUCUUUUGGACCAUCAACUACGGCUUUGCGAAUGAAACCCUGGGAUCGUACCUGGAGUCUCAGCUCUGCAAAUCCAGGCCCAUCAUCCUGGACCCGGCGGAUCCAACGGGGAUCGUGGGGCAGGGGAGCCGCUGGGACCUGGUUGCACAGGAGGCUGAGCUCUGCUGUGCCCAGCAAUGCUGCCGGAAGCGCAAUGGAUCCGCGGUUCAGCCCUGGAAUGUGCCGCUGCAGCAGACACGGAUUGCAGCUGAAGGUGAUUUCGUCCUGCAUUCUCGGACUACGGAUGAAGAAUACCCCAUCACUGAGAACCGGAUGUUUGCGACUGGCAGCCACGCUGCCCCGGCCAUGAGGCCAGCACAGGCUGAAGAGCAGGAAUCCUACUGCACGCUCCUCUGACAGCUGCCUCUCAGCCCCCCACCCCGUCAGGAGCCCUCCCUGGGGCAGGGUGGGCAUUACUGGGGGGUCUCUCCCUGCUCUGCAACUUCCUCCUUUCAGAAAAUGGCCCCUGGGGCCGGUUGAGGACCAGCCCUGGUGGGACGUGACCAAUCGGCUCGUGCUGCGUGCUCCCCCAGCUCCCUUCCCCCUCCCUGCUCUCUCUGGGGCUUGGCUGCAGUGACAGCCAGAGCCCCCAUCUAGACCCCUGCAUCCCUCCUGCCCCAGUGACAGCAGGUAGCACCUCCCAUGGCACCCCCUCCUGAGUGUGAUGGAGAGCGCUCCCUGGCACAGAGGGAGCCGGACCUAUAAUAACGAUCCCCUGUUCUGAGCACCUGGCUCUGUCUCCGGCCAAGGCUAGAUCCCCUGCCGGUGACCCUGGUUAUAGCCUCGGCUGCCUGCCUGGGGCUUGGCACCCCCUCCCUGUCUGGCACUGGGCGAGAGGAGCAAGGCCUGGGUGGCACUAGCGCUGCGCCAGCAGGGCCAGGCGUGGAGGGGACGUCGAGGGGUUCAGAGUCGGGGGAUGGGGAUGGUUCAGGAAGGGAACACGGCUCGCGUUUGCUCCUUGACACUCUGCACCAAAGGGGUGGGGCAUGCGGGAGACUGGCAGCCAUUGCUGCCCCCUGCCUUCUGCUUCUCUCCCAGCACGUGCCCUGGUGCCUCCCUUCUCCUUCCCCCACCUCCGGUGCAGGGGACCCGGGAAGGGGGUGGAAUUGCUCUUACUGGCUCUGCGUGAUGGGCACUGUGAUCGCCGAGUGUUUCCCUUGCCAGCCUCAGGCGACUGAUUCCUGGGGGUGUCAAUCAGUGACGUGGUUUCUCCUGCCUGGGGGUAUUUGCCCUUCCUGCUGCUUGCUGAGAUAUGUGCCGUUUUGGGGCAUGUUUGAAGGACGGCUGGUGGGAAGCCACACACCCAAUGGGGCAAAUCCCCCUUGAGUGAAACACGGGUCUCGCUGGGUUUCUAUUGGCUGGGCAGGAAUGGAGGUGGGAGGGGGUUAGUCUGACACUGCCCCACAGGGACAUGUUUCCGAGUGUGCUGGGGAAGGUGUUUGCAGGGAGAGUUUAUCCUGGAACGUCCCCUUGGACACAGCUGGGAUUUAGUGUCAAACACGUCAUUUAUUCCCAUGAACCCAGCCGAUCCCCCCCUCUCCCCCCCGCAGGGAGGAGGAGCUGGGGCCUAUUGCAGCUUGGGUCUCGUCAACAGAUUGCGAGCUACAGUCAAUCCUCAUUAGCGUCACUUUAUUAGCGGUGACGGGGGUGAAUACAGCCGUGCAAUAGUUAUUCCUUUCUGUGCAUGCACCUUUAAUCUCUCGGGACUGUACAGUCUCAGAACCAGGCAGCCGUUCGGCUGAGUCAGGGGAGACGCACACCGUGCUCCCUCCUAGAGACUUUACCUAGGUCCUUUCUUGUAUUUUUAUUGUUCUCUUAACGGAAAUAAAGGUCACUUGCUGUAUGAGGGGAAA
Molecule: messenger RNA, 3913 nt
Organism: Emys orbicularis (European pond turtle)
Lineage: Eukaryota; Metazoa; Chordata; Testudines; Emydidae
Product: 2'-5'-oligoadenylate synthase 3-like
Exons: 11
Coding region: 138-2417 (759 amino acids)
Biological process (GO): negative regulation of viral genome replication; regulation of ribonuclease activity; defense response to virus
Cellular component (GO): cytosol; membrane; nucleoplasm
Molecular function (GO): 2'-5'-oligoadenylate synthetase activity; double-stranded RNA binding
Source: RefSeq, a predicted model, not a curated record